GAUUGAUUACCAUCCUGCCCCUGUCUUUCCUCCUCCCUCCCCUAGGUGAGCUCAGCUCCCUCACCCAGACGGGAGGCAGAGGAGAGGCUGAACAGAACAGCUGCUCCUAGACGCCAUUCCCUGGGUCCUCCGCUGCCAGAGUCAGGCUGGGCCUUCGUCCCUGUGUUACCUGAGGUGCCCGGUCCCCACCUCCUUCCCCGUGAAUAUUAUGGAAUAUCUCAAGGGGCAGGAGCUGCAAACCCUGGGGAGCGGAGCCUGGGACAAUCCUGCCUACAGCAGCCCCCCUUCCCCGAAUGGCACCCUGAGGAUCUGCACUGUCUCCAGUGGGGCACUCCCCCAGCCUCAAGCCAAGAAGCCUGAAGACAGACCCCAGAGAGCCCUGCUGUCCAGCUGCUGCGUCCACAUCUGUCACAGCAUUAGAGGACUCUGGGGAACAACCCUGACUGAGAAUACAGCCGAGAACAGAGAGCUCUAUGUCAAGACCACCCUGAGGGAGCUUGUGGUGUACAUCGUGUUCCUCGUGGAUGUCUGUCUGUUGACCUACGGAAUGACAAGCUCUAGUGCCUAUUACUACACCAAAGUGAUGUCUGAGCUGUUCCUGCAUACCCCAUCAGACUCUGGGGUCUCCUUCCGGACCAUCAGCAGCAUGGCAGACUUCUGGGAUUUUGCUCAGGGCCCACUCCUGGACAGUUUGUACUGGACAAAGUGGUACAACAAUCAGAGCCUGGGUCGUGGCUCCCACUCCUUCAUCUACUAUGAGAACCUGCUGCUGGGAGCCCCGAGGUUGCGGCAGCUGCGGGUGCGCAACGACUCCUGUGUGGUUCACGAGGACUUCCGUGAGGACAUUUUGAACUGCUACGAUGUCUACUCUCCGGACAAGGAAGAGCAGCGCCCUUUUGGGCCUCUCAAUGGCACAGCGUGGACAUACCAUUCACAGAGUGAGCUGGGGGGCUCCUCCCACUGGGCCAGGCUUACAAGCUACAGUGGGGGUGGCUACUACUUGGACCUUCCAGGAUCCCGACAAGCCAGUGCAGAGGCCCUCCAAGACCUUCAGGAGGGGCUGUGGCUAGACAGGGGCACUCGGGUGGUCUUCAUCGACUUCUCUGUCUACAAUGCCAACAUCAACCUUUUCUGUAUUCUGAGACUGGUGGUAGAGUUCCCAGCCACAGGAGGGGCCAUCCCAUCCUGGCAAAUCCGCACAGUUAAGCUGAUCCGCUACGUGAGUAACUGGGACUUCUUCAUCGUGGGCUGUGAGGUCAUCUUCUGUGUCUUCAUCUUCUACUACGUGGUGGAGGAAAUCCUGGAAAUCCACCUGCACCGGCUUCACUACUUCAGCAGCAUCUGGAACAUUCUGGACCUGCUGAUCAUCUUGCUCUCCAUCGUGGCUGUGGGGUUCCACAUAUUCCGAACCUUGGAAGUCAACCGACUGAUGGGAGAGCUCCUGCAGCAGCCAGACACUUACGCAGACUUCGAGUUCCUGGCCUUCUGGCAGACACAGUACAACAAUAUGAAUGCUGUCAACGUUUUCUUUGCCUGGAUCAAGAUCUUCAAGUACAUCAGCUUCAACAAGACCAUGACCCAGCUCUCCUCCACACUGGCUCGCUGUGCCAAGGACAUCCUGGGCUUUGCUGUCAUGUUCUUCAUUGUCUUCUUCGCCUAUGCCCAGCUUGGCUACCUGAUUUUUGGGACCCAAGUGGAGAACUUUAGCACUUUCGUCAACUGCAUUUUCACUCAGUUCCGGAUAAUCCUUGGGGAUUUUGACUACAAUGCCAUCAACAAUGCCAACCGAGUCCUGGGUCCUGUGUACUUCGUCACCUAUGUCUUCUUCGUCUUCUUCGUGCUCCUGAACAUGUUCCUGGCCAUCAUCAAUGACACAUACUCAGAGGUCAAGGAGGAGCUGGCUGGCCAGAAGGAUGAGUUACAGCUUUCUGACCUCCUGAAACAGAGCUACAAGAAGACCCUACUGAGGCUGCGCCUGAGGAAGGAACAGGUUUCAGAUGUGCAGAAGGUCCUGAAGGGUGGGGAACCGGAGAUCCAGUUUGAAGAUUUCACCAACACUUUGAGGGAACUGGGGCGUGCAGAGCAUGAGAUAUCUGAGCUCACGGCUGCCUUCACCAAGUUUGAUCAGGAUGGGAAUCGGGUUCUGGAUGAGAAGGAGCAGGCACACAUGCGACAAGAUCUGGAAGAGGAGAGGGUGGCCCUCAGUGCUGAGAUUGAAAACCUAGGCCAGUCCAUUGGCUAUAGCCCAGCAGGUGAAUUGGGCACAGAAGCUACGAGAGGAGGAUGCUGGGUUUCUGGAGAAGAAUUUUACAAGCUCACAAGGAGAGUUCUGCAGGUGGAGAGUGUUCUGGAAGGAAUUGUGUCCCGGGUUGAUGCUGUGGGGUCAAAGCUGAAAAUGCUGGAGGGGAAAGGGGACCUGGCUCCCUCCCCAGGAAUGGAGGAGCUAGCUGUUUGGAAACCUGUAACAGUCCUAGCUGUCAUUUCAACCCCCUUGGGAGUCCAGGGUGGGCAGGAGAAUGGAAGAGAUCCCCAAACAUCAGACAGCAAGUUCUCUCUCUAUGCCUUCCCAGAAGCCUCUUCUCCAUGUACCCCCAACUUCUAGGGCAUCAUGUCUCAUGACAGCUGCUGUGGAGUCCUACCCUGUAUCUGUCCUUUUAAGCCAAUGUUUUUGUGUGUAACUGGGCAGCAUGUAUAGGCUUGGCCCUUGGUGUUUCUGUAUGUAGUCACAGAGCUCUGAAAAGUAGCAUUUCCUACCUGGCUUCUCACUUGCUGUGCAUUGACUUCUGCUGUAGUGAUUAACAUCAAUAUAAAACAAAAAGGAAGAGAUGGCAAUGACUCUCCUAAAGAACUCGGUCAGCCAUGAUUGGUCAAAAGGUAGAAGCCCCAAGAGUAGAUGAUGGAUAUGUCUCCCUACUUUGCAGUAAAUCAUACUCUUCUCCUGUGUGUGUCUAGAGAUCUGCCAUUGGCACGCAUGGGUGUGUGGAGGGGGUUUUCUCUCCCCCAGGGAGUUUCCCUGUAAGAGAGGAAAGGAAGCCCUGGGGGAAAGUAGACUCUUGUGUGGUGAGAUUCCUACAGAGGAGCUAAGAGGGACACCCUCAAAGGUGAAGUCAAUGUGGACUCUGCUGGAGGAGCCCACCCUCCGAUUCUGAUGUUCCACUGAACACAUAGCACCAACCAAGAGGACUUCAAACCUGGAAACAGAACCCAAAGGGAGUAAGGGAAGGAAGUGAUGUCAGGGUUCAGGGAAGGAAGUGACAUCAAGGUUCAGGGAUGGAAGUGACGUCAGGGUUCAUUGAUCUUUGGACUAAUAUUAUGUGGUGGUCUCUGACUCUGUUCAUCAUAGGAUAAUGUGGGGUUCCAA
This is a messenger RNA of Peromyscus maniculatus bairdii (prairie deer mouse), 3361 nucleotides long. RefSeq names its product polycystin 2 like 1, transient receptor potential cation channel (gene Pkd2l1). Gene Ontology annotation, molecular function: calcium-activated potassium channel activity; sodium channel activity; calcium ion binding. NCBI's taxonomy places the organism in Eukaryota, Metazoa, Chordata, Mammalia, Rodentia, Cricetidae. Gene Ontology annotation, biological process: potassium ion transmembrane transport; detection of mechanical stimulus. Gene Ontology annotation, cellular component: membrane. The record is from RefSeq and is a predicted model, not a curated record.